Saxophila tyrrhenica is the source of this 690-nucleotide messenger RNA. RefSeq lists its product as uncharacterized. NCBI's taxonomy places the organism in Eukaryota, Fungi, Ascomycota, Dothideomycetes, Mycosphaerellales, Extremaceae. The record is from RefSeq and is a predicted model, not a curated record. The coding region runs from base 1 to 690 and encodes 229 amino acids. The transcript has 2 exons.
AUGCUUCAUCCUGCCGUCGGGAAGCCUUCCAUGACAUUUCAUGACGAUCCAGGUCCAAUCGACGGCUUUCUCGGCAUCAUCAGCAUCUUCGAGUCCAUCCCAGGAGCUCUAUACAACUGGCUUUGCACUCCACACAUGGAGAUGCCGCAGGAUGCCAUCUCCGUGCCCAUCUGUUUCUGGAGUCUCUCGGACGAGUCGUUGUUCCCAGUGGGCGCUAACGAGACCCAGCUUGUCAACAACUCGGUCACUCAACAGUGGCUGCGUAGCUACCUUUGGCAUAUAGCGCUAAAUUUCCAGCUGCCAGACACCGUAUUCAUGGCAGAUUCUCUGCCGCUCGAAGCGCCUCUUUCAGCUGCUCAGUCGGUCAUGGCUACUAUUGCUUCGGUCUCGCAGCGGUCGAUGGAAGUGCACGGCAUAGGCAUGGAACGCAAGCUCUUCGAUCUCGGGACGUACAUCCUAGAUUACGCAGCAGCAAGACCGAAUCUUCUAAACAGGCAUGUCGCCGUAUGUUCUAGUGCAAAGUCUAUGCUUUGGGGUCUGCUGCUGUCUCUUUCCAAGCUGCGAGGCGCUCAGUCUUUCCUUCUGCCGGACCUGCUUGGACGAGCGAAGGACUUUUUGACGCUCGAUCGCUCCGUCUCACGUGCACUCACGUCUAGCCCGGAGGAGAAUGUCCGCGACGAGCCGGGCUGA